UUGCCUAAAAAUUAAAUGACCAUUAUGUUUUAUUGACUAAAGUGAUAAUUCUGUCAAUAUAAAAGAAAUUGCUCCGAUGGUGAGAAAAGAGGCAAAAAAACCAUUGCAUCGGUUGGCGCGAAAAUCGGCAACAAACCCUAAAUCCAACCGACGAUUCCUCUUCAUCUUCACCUAAACCCUCGUAAACCCUCCUCUCCCAUUUCCUCUAGAUUUCAAUUUCCAUGACGAUUCUUCGAUCUCGCGAAAUCCCAUCGGUCUCAGCCAAGCCACUCCCUAAACAAUCCGACAUUGAGCCGUCGACUCCUGCUCGGACACUAGAGCCCGAUGUUCACCGUUCGCCUGAUGAAUUGGGUCUUGUUGAUGAACCCACUCACACUACCCGGAGGCGUAGUCUUCGUCUUGCACACCAAUUUGACGGCGAUGAUAGUGUCACUGAAAACGAGGUUAGUGGCGAGAGAAGAGAGUUGAAUGUGGAUGAUAAGUUUUUGAGUUUAAGGUCAGGGAAGAGAGUUGCUAAGAGAGGUGUUGAUUAUGGAAUUGAAAUUGAGUCUAGGAAGUUUGAUUUCGAUAGCGAAUUAGGCGGAAGUAGGAGUAAACGAAAGAGGGUUUGUGUGGAUUUGGUUGAGGAAAAUAUUGUGAGGGAUGAAUUAGAGAAUAGUGGAGAUUUGGUUAAUGGAGAUGUUAAACUCGAUUCAGAAUCCAGCUUUAUGGUUAAUGAGGAGAAGGGAAAGGCUGUGAUGGAAGAUAGGAAUGGUAGUGGUGUGUUAGGUGACUCGUUAGUAGAAGUAGAAAAUGAGAGUAAGAACAAAGGAAAGGGGAUAAUGGAAGAUUCCUAUGGAGAAAGUGAUGUCAUUUGUGUUGAGAGUUAUGAGAAGCCGAGUAGCUCUAUGGGUAGAAGAAAAUAUACUCGGGAGGAGAAGGGAAAGGGUGUUAUUCAGGUGGAGGAUGUCUCUUCUCCAAUUACGAUUGAAGUUGGUGAAGAAGCAAUGGAAAUUGAGAACUUGGUUAACAAUGAGGAGCCCCCGGUUGUCUCUGUACCAGAAUUGGCUGCAGCGGGGGUUAAUGUAGAACAAACGCAGAAUCAUAAUAGUAAUGAGAUUGGAAACGGUUCAAGAACUCGGCACUUUCGUGACAUUGCCAAGAGGAAUGCUUCCAGAUUUGCUCGUUUUGAUGCUCAAAUGGAGGAAGAAGAGGACUUGUCAGAUAAAGAGGGUGAACUACAGGUUGAAGAUUGGCCUGGUCCUUUCUCUACUGCCAUUAAAAUAAUUAAGGACAGAGAAGAGAACACGACUCCAUAUGUUGGUAUUGGUGUCUCCAACAAAGAAAGAUCUUCACCACCUAUAUGGGUUCCCAAAAGAAACUGUAGUCUUACCCCUCGGAAGGCUCCAUCUCUGCAAGAACUAUCCUUGCGAAUUCUUGUCAAGAAUGCUGAUGCCAUCACUUCGCUUGACUAUGUUCCAGACACACUGAGGGUCAAACUUUGUCAAUUGCUUUGUGAUUCUAGGAGAAUGGACGUGCAUUUUCUUGAUCUUCUUGUCCAGGGAUCUCCAACAGAAAUUUGUGUUCCAGAUUGCUCAUGGCUUACCGAGGAACAAUUCACUGAGUGUUUUAAGAACUGUGACACCAGCAACUUGAUGGUUCUUCAACUCGACCAGUGUGGUCGUUGUAUGCCAGAUUAUGUAUUACAUUCCACCUUAGCAAGGUCACCAAAACAGUUGCCGAUGCUAUCUUCUUUAUCUUUAAGUGGUGCAUGCAGGCUUUCCGAUGUGGGGCUACGGGCACUUGUUUCCUCUGCUCCUGCGAUUACAUCUAUUAAUCUCAGCCAAUGCUCUCUUCUAACAUCAUCUAGCAUUGAUAUGUUAUCUGAUUCAUUGGGGUCAGUUUUAAGGGAACUGUAUAUCAACGAGUGCCAAAACAUUGAUAUGAAACUUAUUGUCUCAGCAUUAAAAAAGUUUGAGAAGUUGGAAGUAUUGUCCCUUGCGGAUAUUCCUUCAGUCAAGGGUCAGUUCUUGAAGGAGUUUGUUACUGCUAUAGGACAAACCCUGAAGCAGCUGAUUUUGACCAACUCUGGGAAAUUAACUGAUUCUUCUGUUAAAGCCAUCUCUGAAAACUGUCCCAAUUUAAGUGUGCUUGACCUGGCUAACGUAUGCAAGCUGACGGAUUCUUCACUGGGUUACCUUGCAAAUGGCUGUCAAGCUCUAGAGAAAUUGAUUUUUUGUCGCAACUCUUUCAGUGAUGAAGCUGUAGCUGCAUUUGUAGAAACCGCAGGCAGUUCUCUGAAGGAGCUGUCACUAAACAAUGUUAAGAAGGUUGGCCACAACACGGCCCUAGCACUUGCUAAACAUUCAGAUAAGCUGCAGAUUUUGGAUGUAUCCUGGUGCCGAGAAAUGUCGAACGAUUUAUUAGGCUACUUUGUCGAUAACUGUUCAUCUUUGAAAGUGUUGAAGGUCUUUGGAUGCACUCAGGUGACCGAUGUAUUCGUUAAAGGUCACUCAAACCCUAAUGUCAAGAUCUUAGGUUUGAAGAUGAAUCCCUUCUUGGGUCACCUUACAAAGAACCUUGCUGAUAGCUGAAAGAAACUCUGACAUCUCCCUCUGCUUUGUUUGUUUGUUUUUGGAGAAGAAGAGCAGAGACGAAUUUCACUAAUUUGUCCAAAUGUUGUUUGGUUUUUAAUUUAAUAUGUAUUAAGGCAAAUAUUAAAUAUCUAAGUCUUAAGUUCUGUUUUUGUGUUCGAAUGAGUAUGGGUUUAAACA
Messenger RNA from Arabidopsis lyrata subsp. lyrata, 2753 nucleotides. Its product is annotated as tonsoku-like protein. Gene Ontology annotation, biological process: SCF-dependent proteasomal ubiquitin-dependent protein catabolic process. Gene Ontology annotation, cellular component: SCF ubiquitin ligase complex. The record is from RefSeq and is a predicted model, not a curated record. The transcript is spliced from 6 exons. Bases 222 to 2573 code for a protein of 783 amino acids. NCBI's taxonomy places the organism in Eukaryota, Viridiplantae, Streptophyta, Magnoliopsida, Brassicales, Brassicaceae.